AUGCCAGCGGUGGGCCGCAGCGCUACAAAGCCUAAGUCGCUGGUUGAACAUCUCAGCGAGCAAGCACCCAAACGACCUGUCAAUGAGAUCGUUAGCCUCGACAGGUACUUGAUGUCUGCUCAGCUGCUACUGAAACAGGCAGCGGAUUAUCGGCUUAUUGGAGAUGAGGAGCAGCUGUAUGUAAUGCUACUCAGAUUCGCAAGUCUUGUGGUUGAGACCAUUCCAACCCACCGGGAUUUCCGGGACGGCAACGCCACCUACAGAGGUUUAAAAAAGGAUCUGUUAGUAUCCUUCUUGCCGGAAUUGGAACGGCUGAAAGCCUCUCUCCGACUUAAGGAUAGGCCCGAGCCCCCAGCCGCCGCUUCACGCAAUCGCCCCGCGGAUGCCGUCCAGCUGAGCGUGUCUGCCCUGCCUCAGCUUGACUGGGCGUCCUCGGGCGCACCAACACCACCACCACCGGCUGCUGCUGCUGCGGACGUAAACCUAGAUGGCCAGGUGCCCUUCAAAGUGGACGACCUGCUGGAGGUGCUGGGGACAACGGUUCCGAUGGCGCCUCCAGUGCCGGCCGCCGCCGCGGCAGCGGCGGCGGCAGUGGCUCCGCCGCCGGCGGACCCCUACGCACUGGCGGCGGAAGCGGCGGCAUCCCUGGCAGCUCUCUCCACCGGCGGCCUUGGGGACAUCCCGCAGCCCAAGUACGCGCUCAGCUAUGCUGCCUCCACCAAUAGCACCCGGCAUGCGCUGUUCGGGGCGACGUCACAGCCUCAGCUUCAUCAGCAGCAACAGCAACAACAGCUUCAGCUCCAGAGGGGCAGUUCGGGCGAUGCCGGAGCGAUGCCGCGUUAUCCAGUGCUUGACAGAGGUCCCUCCGCCUCCUCAUCAGCGUGGCCAGCACCAGUGGCUGGCGAGGUUACACACCUGUCUCUGACGCCGGCAGUGAUGGAGCAGCAGCAACAACAAAUGGCACUGGCGAUGGCGGCGGUACCUCAUCCUUCCGCGGGACCAUCUCUAGGGCCGCAGGAGGUCUCG
Volvox carteri f. nagariensis is the source of this 1026-nucleotide messenger RNA. RefSeq lists its product as uncharacterized. The transcript has 4 exons. Gene Ontology annotation, cellular component: endosome; membrane. Gene Ontology annotation, biological process: protein K63-linked deubiquitination. The annotation marks the transcript as partial. NCBI's taxonomy places the organism in Eukaryota, Viridiplantae, Chlorophyta, Chlorophyceae, Chlamydomonadales, Volvocaceae. The record is from RefSeq and is a predicted model, not a curated record.